Penicillium verhagenii is the source of this 765-nucleotide messenger RNA. Its product is annotated as GNAT family N-acetyltransferase. The coding region runs from base 1 to 765 and encodes 254 amino acids. Gene Ontology annotation, molecular function: acyltransferase activity, transferring groups other than amino-acyl groups. The record is from RefSeq and is a predicted model, not a curated record. The transcript has a single exon. NCBI's taxonomy places the organism in Eukaryota, Fungi, Ascomycota, Eurotiomycetes, Eurotiales, Aspergillaceae.
AUGCCGACAAACAAAACCAGCGACAACGGAUUACGCAUUGAACCGGUCACUCAAGCCCAGGAUAUAAUCGAUGCCUUUGAGGGCGUAUCCGAGGCCUUUGGUCGCCAGGCGCAAGAUGGUGUCUGGAUAGCCAUGACACCGGGGUGGGAUACACCCGAAGGUCGAAGCCUCGGAGCCGCCCGGAUGGUGACCCGCUGGCGCGGGAUCACCCAAGACAUGAGCGGCAAGCCAAGCACCGUUUUUCUGAAAGCCACACUACCUUCCCCGGACGAUGGAGGGAAGCGCAUAAUUGUUGGCUGCGCAAUCUGGGUUCAGGGUUCCAGUGUAGCGGGCUACGGUGAACCAGCCGUCAAAGAGGAGGAUCUUUGCGACGCCAUGAAUCUCGAGGAGAUUUACCCGGGCAAUAAAUCUGAGCAGCGCUACUGUUGCCAAGUUGUUGCCUCUAUGCAUAAGCAGCGCGGUGAGGUCCUUGAAGAAAAAGCGACCGAGGAUCCGCCGGCGGUUAUGAUCCUCGACUUGUGUGCUGUUCAUCCGGCGCACCAGCGCAAAGGCAUUGCGAGAGCGCUAGUGCAAUGGGGCUUGGAUGAAGCUCGACAACGUGGUGAUCUGGAAUUGAUUCUCGAGGCGUCUGCUAUGGGACGUCAUGUGUAUGGACAGAUGGGAUUUGUGCAGGAAGGACCGGAGAUUGAGUAUGUUGUUGACGACGAGUUCGCAUCCCGCAGCAGACCUUCCAAUAUCUUCAUGCGCACCCGCGGCUCUGUAUAG